Molecule: messenger RNA, 11041 nt
Organism: Patella vulgata (common limpet)
Lineage: Eukaryota; Metazoa; Mollusca; Gastropoda; Patellidae
Exons: 41
Coding region: 186-9407 (3073 amino acids)
Molecular function (GO): 5'-3' DNA helicase activity; RNA binding; RNA nuclease activity
Source: RefSeq, a predicted model, not a curated record
CAAAUGAACCAAUUCCUGGUAUUAAGAACAGUUCAGCGUAAACGGAUUGCCAUUGGCUUAUUUCCGUUUAACUGAAUUUAAAGUCAUUUCAUAGAAAAGGCUACAGCUGUGAUGACAGUUUUCUAAUGAAUGAAUUUCGUCAAAACUUAAAAGUCAAUUAAAAAAAGAGUAUUACAAACGUUGUCAUGGAGUAUAUUAUGGAGCAGUAUCUUCGACAUACAUCGCACAGUUCAGUAGGACGCGGCCUAAUGGACAAUAUCGAACAUGUUCUCCUACAGGCUGAAGAUCAACUUAGAGCCGGAACAUUUAACUCAGAGAACGGUCGUCUGUUUAAUAGCAAAUUACAUGAGUUUUUGCUCAACUCUAUUGUGUUAGAUGGCGAUAUAGUAUAUCUGUUAAGAGACAGGCUGUGUAAUUUCCAUAUAGAGACGAUUCCACAAACUGCUCAGUGUAUGCUGGGUGUCAUUCGUUACAUUUUUCAUGUUGUUUCAGUUGUUGAUAUCAUUUGCCAGUUCAGUGAUGAUGAGGGGGUUCCUUCCGUAAAUGUAUUUAAAAGAUAUCUGGAAGUUUAUGAUGUAUCACUGAAUACCCUGCUUUCAAAACUGAAGCCUACAGAUUUAGACGAUACGAUAAUAAAUGAAUUUGUGGAGCUCGCAAAGGAGGAUUUUGAAAAUGGGUAUAAUGCUGCCAGCUUUUUCAUUACAUCCGAGGUGUUGAAGUUGGGACAACUUGUUUUUGGGCAGAUGAUAAAUCAUCGGACUACAUUUUUAAAUCUGAUUGUUUUACAAAGUAAAUCAAUAGAUAUUAAGAAAAACCCUGAAUUUGUUUUAUCUCAAUUAAAACCACUUAUGCCUUUACUGGAUAAAAAUAGACCAAUAUGUGCUCAGGCAUUCCAACUACAAUCAGAAGCGUACGAAGAAAAACAAAUUUACAGUCUGGCUAUUGAACGAGCGAAGUCUGCAAGAGAAAAAUUUGACGGUGCUAGGGACAAGCAAAAAAUGACAGACAUAAUAAAACGACUGGAAGAAAAGCAGAAACAUAAAGAGACAUCUGCCCUUGAAAAUAAAGUGAAAUCUGUCAAUAAAGCCGAAACAUCUAAAACUAAAAUGGAACAUGUGAAGUCCAUCCAAGCGAACGAUACCAAAGAAGCCACCCCAGUGAAAGAUAAAGUGAUAUCUAUUCCAGUGAAAGAUGAAGAGAAAACUGCCCGAAACCAAUAUAGUACGAAUAUAGUUCAAGGGAACGAGAACGCAGUUCAAAUUAAUCCAAAAGCACCCCGAAGUUCCGUAGGACUCGGUCUAAUGGACAAUAUCGAACAUGUUCUCCUACAGGCUGAAGAUCAACUUAGAGCCGGAACAUUUAACUCAGAGAACGGUCGUCUGUUUAAUAGCAAAUUACAUGAGUUUUUGCUCAACUCUAUUGUGUUAGAUGGCGAUAUAGUAUAUCUGUUAAGAGACAGGCUGUGUAAUUUCCAUAUAGAGACGAUUCCAGAAAAUGUCCAGUUCAUGUUGGGUAUCCUUCGUUACAUUUUCCAUGCUAUUUCAGUUGUUGAUAUCACUUGUCGGUUCAAUGAUAAUUGGUAUCCUUCAUUUAACGUACCAGCAAGAUAUGCUCAAGUUCGUGAUGUAUCACUAAAAACCCUGAUUUCAAAACUGAAACCAACAGAUUUAGACGAUACGAUAUUAAAUGAAUUUUUGGAACUAGUUAAAGAGGAUCUACGCAAUAGGUAUAAUGCUGCCAGCUUUUUUAUUGCGACCGAAGUUUUGAAGUUGGGACAUCUUGUCUUUGGAGAUAUGUUAUAUCAUCGGACUCAAUUUGUAAACCUAGUUAUUUUACGAUUAAAAGCAGUAGAGAUUAAGAAAAAUCCUGAAUUUGUUUUAUCUCAGUUAAAACCACUUCUGCCUUUACUGGAUAAAAAUAGACCAAUAUGUGCUCAGGCAUUCCAACUACAAUCAGAAGCGUACGAAGAAAAACAAAUUUACAGUCUGGCCAUUGAAAGAGCAAAGUCUGCAAGGGAAACAUUUGACGAAACUGCCGACAAACAAACCAUGACUAAUAUAAUAAAACGACUGGAAGAGAAGCAGAAAAUUAAAGAGAAAUAUGUCCGUAAGGAUAAAGUGGAAACAACUCAAAAUAAAGAUAAAGAAAAAUCCAUUCCAGUGACAGAUAAAAGGAAAGAAGCUCCAAACCAAUAUAGUACGACAAUAGUCGAUAGUAAAGAAAAAUCUGUUAAAAUUCAAGAAACCAAAAUUAUAACUGAUCAUGGCGAAAUUGGUACCACUCACACUAAAUUGUCUCACGAUGAGUUCAACCAUCUCGUAGAAAAAUGGGCUGAAGAAUGUUUUGGGGGUGAUAUUGACUUUGAAGAUACGGUGUUCGAUCCUCAUUUGGAACCUUUUAUACGAGAUGCGGAGGCAAGCCUUGUUCAAGAAAUGUUCAACGAAUCGACAGGGAACAAUUUCCAUGUGGAUCUUAGAAGAUUUAUAUCAUCAAAAAGGGCCACCGAAGCUAAUCCACAUUUAAUGACUUUUUGGACCAUGGUCGUUACAAGCACUUUGAUUGAGCGUCUCGGGGGGGUGUUUAAGAGAGUGCCAGAAACUUUAGUAGGUUACCUUGGAAUUUUGCGGUAUAUAUUUCACGUUAUUGCAGCGAUUGAGAAUGUGGGAAGAUUGAUGGCAUCUGAUGUUUUAUCACCAGUUAUUGGGAUACCGGCUGAUUUAAACAGUCUUUUUGAUACGUGCUGGAAAAAAAUGCCCCUGUUUUUUAAAAAAUUGAAGGAAAAUCCAAAGUAUAUAAAGGAAUUGACAGGAAUAGCAGAACUAGCUUUCCAGAAUGGUAAUAAUAAUGGAUGUUUUUUUAUUACCGAAAGACUUUACGAAUUGAUUCUUGAAAUGAACCAUGGUAUGCCAACAAAAAGUCGACUAUUGUCAGAUCUUCUUAUACUGCAAUAUAAAGCUGUAGAUAGCAAGGCAUUUCCUACACACGUUAUGAAUAUCGCCGGAAUAAUCCAAAGAGUUGCCACUACAAAAGACCACACAGGACACGCUUUGAGUUUUCAAGCAGAAUUUUUUAAAGUAAAAAAGAUUUACGACCUUGCUAUACAAAUAGCAAAGCAAGCCAAAGAAACUUUUCAGUGUGAUGAGGAAAAGGAGAGAAUGGUAAAAUAUAUAAAAGAAUUACAGGAGCUAGAACAAAACAAAAGCGAUGUUCCAGAAUCAAGCGUUCCUUAUGUAGACGGGGCAGAUGAAGAAUAUGAUGACUGGUUUGAUGCUAAAGAUUUAGUUCCACGGUUAAAUGGAGAAAUAGAACAACUUAUUGACCAGACAGAACAAAUUAUUAUACAUGGUAAAUUUGAUAAGAAAGCAGCUGAAGAAUUUGAUAACAUGCUAAUGAAUCAUUUGGGAGGAAAACAUGACCAUGAAAUAGAAAAGAUUUUGAACCGAAUACUACAAGGAUUUGGCAUGAUACUUCAGAGUUCUCAAAGUUUGGCUACAAUUAUUGGCUGCUUACGAAAUCUGUUUCAUAUGGCGAUUACCCUAAAGGCUUGUUAUUGUAUUUACUCGGAAGAUAAUGAAUUGAAAGUGAACACAUCUUUUCUGUGCAUGUUCUAUGUUGUGGCCAAUGCAUUAUUCAGCGCCCAAAAAGGCAUAGAAAAGAAUGUUUUUAUAAAGUUUUGUAGAGAGGUAACAGAUCUGGCUAAAUCGAAUCUCAAAGGGGAUGAAGAUUUCAAUCCAGCAUCGUUCUUUAUAUGUAACGAAAUCAGAAAUUUCCUAACAAUUCUUCCUCCAGAUACUAAUGAGCUGAUCCGUUCGAGGGUAGUUCGUGAGCUUAGUCUCGUUCUUGCUCACAGUUGCCGUGAUCGCCCAAACAAUGUUAUAGUACUAUGCAGAGACGUGAUUGGUUUAACACCUGUAGAUGAUACACUGAGAGAUGUUGAUAUUGAAAUGAAAGUACAGGCUUUAGAAUUACAAGCUAACGCAUUUAAGAUAAAAAAUAAAUUGGAUCAAGCGAUAAAAAAAGCUACAGAAGCUAAAGAUCUUACCAAGGAUCUGGAAGCCAGGGAAAGACUUAAAAAUUUAAUCGCGGAAAUUAAGUCAGAGUUGGCAAAAGAACAAGAUCUAAGAAAUAAACAUAAUACUGAAGAAUUACAGAAGUUACAACAGGAAAGUGGAGCUACAAGAUUGACAAAGAAGACUGAUACCAGGAAAAGAAAACGGAGAAGAUAUAAAAAACCAGAACCAAAACCCAUUGAUGAAAUAAAGAAAUCCAAACAUAGAGAUGUUUCACCUAUUCCUAAAUAUUUACGUACAACAAUCUCAGAUAUUCGUGGAUCGUCCGAUGAUGAUUCCGACGUGGAUUCGUGUGAUAGCUUUCCUCUGUCGGUAUCUACAACAACUUCCAGCAUUGAUCAUGAAUCUGACGAUAGUGCUUACACCUUUUUGUAUAGUCAAGAUAAACACGAAGAUGAAGCGACGGAAAUUAAAGGUUCGGAGAUUCCACCGGAAACAACUUGGUUUGAAGAAAGUGAAGCUGUCUACAGUGGUAAAAAAGAUAAAUUGUCGGUUUGCCUUCAGUAUGAUAUUGACGUUAAAGAUGACAUGAAAGGUAAUCUUCCAUCAUGGGAACCCUUUUACCCAGAAUUGAAGUCUUUAAGAGAUAUAGAUGAAUGUAUUAAAACACAACCGAAUAAAUACAAGAAGUGUAUUAUACAUAUUGAAUCAGCACAAAUAGCUGUCGCUCGCCCAGUGGGUUCACCAACAAGCAGUGAAAUAGAUAUUCGUGGACGAUCGAAAAUAGGACAAACUUUUCACGAGGAUGUUGUUUGUGUUGAAAUCAUAGACGACAAUUCCCAAACAGAUCCCAAUAGAAAUCGUGUUUAUGGUAAAGUUGUGGGUAUAUUUGAUAGAAAUCGACACAGGAACGUAAAGAAUCCGGUAUUUGUGUGCACCGUUGACGACCAUGAAGCUCAUCUUAUGCGACCUAUCUGCAAAACCAUUCCAAAAAUAAGUACUUUUCACAAUAUGGUUGCAAAGAAUUCCCCAAAGAUGAAAAACUGGCGUAUAGAAAUGUAUCAAAUUGAUAAUCACAAAGUAAAAUUCAAAAAGUAUUUUAGACUUUCGCCAGACAAACGAAGUGAAUAUCUCUUUGUUGUAGCUUAUAUUACCUGGGAUUCAAAAUUUGCCUACCCUAAAGGUGUAGUAUUAGAUGUUAUAACAAGUAGUCAAAGUUAUGAAACAUGCCUUAAGGUUCUUGACAUGCAGUAUAAUAUCGAUCCUGUAUAUCCUCAGAAUGUUGUAGAAGAAACUAAAAAACUAACAAAAGGCACCAUCACUUCUCGGAAGGGUAUUGAGCAGGUUAUCACGAUAGACCCCAAGGGUUCCAAAGACCUGGAUGAUGCUCUAAAUAUCGAAUGUAUUUCUAAUAAUGAGUUCGUCGUUGGCAUUCAUAUCGCAGACGUUGCUAGUUGGGUUAAAAAGGGUUAUUAUAUCGACCUAGAAGCGAGAAGGCGAGCUGUUAGUUUCUAUCCAACGAAAUGGAGGACAAUUCAUAUGAUUCCUGAACCACUGAGUCAAAAUCAAUGUAGCCUCAUUGAAGGUGAGAACAGACAAGCCAUAUCAGUUUAUUUUCGAUUAAAUGCUGAAGGCGAAGAACUUGAUGACCCCUGGAUUCAGAAAUCGGUCGUUAAUUCCGUAAAACAGUUAUCCUAUCAAGAAGCCCAAGAAAUUAUAGAAGGAAAGUGGCAGGGAGAUGGUGAGAAAACAGAAUUCGUGAAAAAUCAAGUUAUUAAUUUGUAUAAAUUAUCAAAGUCACUAAGAAAAGUGCGACUAUGUGAUAAGAUGCUACACGUGCCGUACAGUGACGGAGAUACAGGUGAAGACUGUGUUGAAGCUCACUAUUUAGUAGAGGAAUUAAUGAUCAUGGCCAAUUUCUUUGUUGCUAAACUGUUAAUCAGUAAAUUCCCCAGUGGUAUACCAGUGCGUUAUCAGGAAAACCCCGACAAUGUAUCAUUAAUUGAAUGGUUCAACCAGUAUCAAACCAUUGGAAAUGUGAUUUUGAAUCUCCAAGGCAAUUCAUGUGAAAGUGUUGCUGGACAGCACACUUUGUCACUGGGGACAGCUCGAGGACUCGACGGUAACUACGUUACUAUUCAAAAAAAUGUGUGGAAACAAAUCAUAAAUGCUAUUCAAAACAAAGACUUUGAGAAGGCAAGGAGGUUUUUAUGCAUGGAUGAACUGCAUCCAGGACAUUUCGUUGCUCGGAAGAAGUGGGAGAAUAUAAUGGAAACAGCACAAUACACUUGUAGUGCCGAAGAAGGUAUAAACUUGAAUCAUUUCUCACUGCAGAAGAAGCCAUAUACCCAUUUUACUUCUCCCAUCCGCCGUUAUGUGGAUUUAGUUGUCCAUAGAUUUAUUCAUGCCUAUCUUGAUGGAACCAGUGCGCCAUACACAAACGGUGAGAUACAAGAACUUUGCAUCCAUCUGAAUGAACGGACAAAAAUGCAAAAACGGCACCAAAAAGAAACAUUAAAGAUGGAUUUAGCAAUGGAUCUAGGACGGCACCCUGUUCCCUUUAAUGGUUACAUCAGCCAUACCGAUGACGAUGGUUUACAACUUCAGAUACCUAAAUGGAAAUUCUUACCGUUAUCAAAUCAAGAAGUCCCAUUUCAUUUAUUAGAUGUUUGUGAAAAGCCCGAAGUUAAGCAAGCUCAGUAUAUAAAUGGGGACAUUACAACAACUACAUGGAAAAAGAGAAGUUACCACACUCUUGGAACUCAAGUCAGUGUUCGCCCUAAACUGAAGCCUUACGAAAAGCUAGAGUUAGAUCCCAACCAGAAUUGUGUGUAUCUGAAGAUUUCAACCUGGGCAAAGCUCAUUUCUGAUGUUGUUGGUUCGUUGAAUGUCGAAAUAGGGCAACAGAAUCGUAAAAGGCACCGAAAAGAUGCCAUGGGAAUAGUUGAUUCAAUGGGAUUAGAUGGACAAAGACCACCAGUUCGAUUUGGAACUGCCGAUAAGGUGAGCUGUGAAGGAGGAAACAACACUACAUUACUUAAUUUAUGCAGAUUCAGUUACACUUUUGCACCUGGAAGAUUGAUUUCAGCAGAGAUGUCUUCUGUGAUCGAGAAAGGUAUACCAACACCAAAAAUAUCACUACUUCAUUUAACAAAGAACUUGAGCUUCUGUCUGACACAUAAAGAAAAUCCUGUAGCAUGUUUAGCCAGAUUUGCCCAUCAGUCAACAUCAGAAGCAGCAUGGCAAAGCGUGCAAGAUUAUAUUGAAGCUUGGCAUGCAGUUUUAGAAAUGGAAGCUGCUGUGACCAGUGCAAACAGUGGAGACGAGACGAUAUUUCUCGAAGAUGUCACAAUAGACUUUUUAGGGUUACGAAAGGGAUGUUUCAUGUUAGGAUUAAAAUUUUGUUUAGAUAGGAAUAUAUUUGGUUUAGAUUUUGCAGCACCAAGAAAAGAUACUGUGACGCCUAUAUCUGAUUUUAUGUGCAUUCGCUAUGCUCCUGAAAGAGAAGGUGAUAGAAGGUUUACAUGGGUUGCUCACGGGGUAAUGGAAUCUAUAGCACGUGAUGAUGAUAUGCUUUGUAUGCAGUUUAGUUUACACGAAAAGGCAUCCACAUUAAUACCAAGAAAUAUGAUGGAUGGAGCUGCCAAACAGGGUUUUACUAUUGAAAUUUUACCAAGAUCUAAAACUGACAGGCGAUUAAAGAAUGCCCUGCAACUUAAAAAGUUAAACGAUGCGCCUUUGGCUAAAGCUAUUGCUUUAAAUCGUCCUAUACCAAAACUAGAUGGCGAUCAUUAUCACCUAGGCAUUAUGGCGGAGCGUGAUAUUUCAGAAGAUCUACUAAAGAGAAACAAAUUACCAGGAAAUAAUUUAGGUCAGCUCGAGGCCAUUGACAAAGCUUUGACGUCAUCGUUUACUUUGAUACAAGGUCCCCCAGGAACCGGUAAAACCUAUACUGGAAUUAAAUUGGCAUACCUGUUUGCCAAAAUAAAUAACAUCAGGGAAAUAGAAAAAACUGGAGAAAAAUCAAAGGCUGAUGAAGAUGAAAAAAAGAGCCAGAAACAUCAAGUUCUUUAUUGUGGUCCAUCAAAUAAAGCAGUUGAUGUAGUUGCUAGAAAUUUAAAGAAUAAACUUGGUGAAAUUUGCCCGAAAAUAAUUAGAAUAUAUGGAUCAGUGAUAAAGAAUGAAGAUUUCCCUAUUCCGGGGCAAUACAUAUCCAAAUCAGCAGUAAAUCGGGAGGGUCGGUGUCCUAAAGAUAUGUACGACAUUUCACUUCACCAUGUCAUAAGGCAAUCUGGUAAGCCAUAUGCAAAAAAAAUCCGAAAUUUCGACGAGGUAUUUAGAGAAGAGAGACAAAGGCCAGAUUCUCAAGUUAUCUCUGCUAAAAUUAUCCGAAGUUACAACAAACUUGUAAGUGAAGCCGAGAGACAUGAACUUCCAAAUUAUGACGUCAUUCUGUGCACAGCUGCUAUUGCCGGAAGUCAAAAGUAUACCUCGGCAACAAAUAUCUUUCAGUGUAUUAUUGAUGAGUGUGGUAUGUGUACAGAACCAGAGAGUAUGCUUCCUAUUAUAGAAACAAAAGCCAAACAAGUUGUUCUUAUAGGAGAUCACAAACAACUCCGUCCUAUUGUAUUAUGUUCUGAAGCAGCUAAGUUGGGUUUGGAGAGAUCUCUGUUUGAGAGGUAUGCGGAAAGGGCUGUUUUUCUUAACAGACAGUAUCGAAUGCAUCCAAGUAUAUGUAAAUUUCCAUCAACACAGUUUUAUGGUGGCAAAUUAGAGACGGCCGCCUCACUAUCAUGGAAAAUUGACCGUCCAUUGCGAUUUUUGCCAGCAAAUACGGUUAUGAUGUUUUACCAUGUUGAAGGAGCUGAGGAAUCUUUAACUGUUCAUACUGAUGAAGGUCAUGAAAAGUCCAAGUCGAAUACAGCAGAAGCUAAUAAAGUGAUUGAUUUAUUUUUGCACAUGGUAAGAAAGGAAGGUUGCCAUCCUAAAUCUAUCAACAUUAUGACCCAAUACAAAUCACAAAUGUCACUUCUUCAAAAACGUCUAAAAGAACUAAAUUUUGACGUCACGGUAAACACAGUUGUGGCCAGUCAAGGUGGUGAAUGGGAUUACGUCAUUCUGAGCACGGUUAGAUCCCAGCCAACUUUUAACAUUGAACCAUGUCCAACAUUAGGAUGGAAAAUACAAAACCUAGGUUUUGUUGCUGAUCAAAAUCAAACUAAUGUAGCUUUGACCAGAGCAAGAAAAGGUUUAUUUAUAAUUGGUAAUGAAAAUCUUCUCCGUUGUGAUAAAGUGUGGAAAAAUCUGUUAGAUGAUUAUAAAGACCGUGGCUGUAUAAGUAAUGCUGGAGAUAUUCCACGACCUACAAUUAACAGACCGCCAUUACCAUAUUGUUAGAUUAAACAAUAUUGAAGGAAUUGUUUUUUGUUUUAUUUGUAGUCUAUAUCAUUGUUUUAUACUGUGUUUAUUAAUGUUAUUCUUUUUUGUUUUUGUUUUUUAAUACUGUUGUUGAUUUUGAUCCAUGGAAAUACGUAACACAUGUGUAUAUUCAAAACAUGUUUCGCCGUCUUAAUUAGCUCAGCUCGCAGAUGGAGCCGAAAACUAGGACUUUCAACACCAUUUCAUUUCAUUUCAAAACACAAAUCUGUACAAAAUAUAUUUACAACAUUUCUAUACGCCUACAUUGAUAUGUGGUCGUAUAUUGUCAUCGCCCCCGUAUGUUCGCCGGUCCGGCGUCCAGAAGACUUGUGGCUAAAAUUAAUAUCCGAUUGGCUUUAGUUUUAUACACAGUGUUUAAGGUCAUGAGACGAAAAAUCCUAUUGAUUUCCGAUAACUACUGUCAGAGUUAUGACCCUUGGUCACUUUUUUAAGGUCAUGAGACGAAGAAUCCCAUUGAUUUUAAAUGAUUCCAAUAAUUACUGCCAGAGUUAUAGCCCUUAAUAUUAAAUGAUUUGUGUUCUAAAGGUUAGUAUAGGACUACUUAGCUGCUGUGGUUGCAUGACAGCCUAUCGUAAUUUUGGAAUUCAAAAUUAAAUUAAAAUAUAAUAUUAAUUUAGUUAAUAGGUAGUAUUAUUUUCAUGAUACUUAGUUUCUAAAACUUUUUGUGCUUUGCUCCCCUUAUGUAAUUUGUUCUCGUUUACAGCGUUGAACAUAAACGUCAUAUCAGUGUAAAUAUAAAUAAUGUUCUUUUAACAUUGUCUAUUUUAUUGCUUUAAAAUUAUAUUGCUUUUCGUCUUGUUGAUUUUUUCUGUUUUUUUACGCUACAUUGUGAUCUAACCCGCUUUAUAUGAAAGCCGUAUUCUGUCAUUGACAAUCACAUAAGAGAGAGAGAGAGAGAGAGAGAGAGAGAGAGAGAGAUUUGUCACGUACAACAGUUUACUUAACCACACAAAAAAAACAAGCCUUGUAUACAAAUACCGAACAUUUGGUCAAACGAUCUGAACGCCGAAUUAAAAUUAAAACAAAUGCCAGACGUUAUAAUGAUGUUGUCGUGUCGUCUACAUAGCAGGGGUGUGUCCAGAGUUACUCCCCUAUAACCCCCCGCCCCCGACACGCCCUUAACAGACUCCAUACUAUGAUUUUAAGGUGAACGGUAACGUCUACACCGAAGUGUGACGCAAAUAAUUCAUGAGGUACAAAGCAUUUUUUUAUUCUUAUUCAGUUUGCACAUAAAACUCAGCAAGGUGUGAUAGAUUAUUAUAUAGUUCAUUUAAUCAUUGACAAUGUUUUAAUUAUCUAAUUCCAUUAAAUGUGUUGGUUUUUUUUUUAAUACCAUAAGUCUAAUUAGGCCAUAUUUUUUGCAGUUACCAGUAUAUGUGCGUUUUGUUUGUUUAGUUGUUGGUGGUUUUGGUGGAUGCAUCACUAUUGUUUAUAGACUGAUCCGAAGAAUAUAUUCUUGGUUUUGUGUUUGAUUUUCUGUUAGUCUUACGAAUGAAUAUAUGGAAUUUGUUUUGAUAUUUUCCUCCUAUCUUAAUAAGAGAAUGAAAAGUCAUUAAUCAUAUAUUUUCUAAUAAAAUCUGGCACAUCUUUUU